AUGGCGACCACGACUCCCGACAUCCUGACAACUGCCAUGGCUACGAUGAAACCAAAACUCAUCACAAGGCCCUUCAACGCCGGAAAACCCGCGCUUUGGUUCGCGCAGCUGGAGAGGCAGUUAGUUGACCUGGGAAUUGUCACCGAGACAGAUAAGUACAAUAAAAAGGUACCUCUGAUCGAUACAAUUUAUACUGCAGAAGACGUGGAUUUAAUUAUCUCCAGACCUGUAACAAAUCCAUACCAAACCCUAAAAUCAGAGCUAAUUAGAUGUUUUACAACAUCUAGGACUGCUAAUCUCAUCCAAGCACCCGACAAAGAGAGUAUUGGAGACCGCUCUCCAUCAAAACAUCUCAGACACUUGAAAAGUUUCGUUCCAGGUAUUGACGACGAGAUCCUCAAGACGCGUUGGUUGUCUCACCUCCCCGAGCAGACGAGAGCUAUGCUCGCCGCCCAGGAGAAUGCUUCUAUCGAGGACCUUGCCACGCUAGCAGACAGGGUGCACGAUGUUUUCAACCUGAACAGCGUCACAUCCAUCACCAGCUCAACAAGCAACACAACCGGCAACAAGCUCCUGGAACGACUCGAGCAGCUGACGGCAACCGUUGCUGCAAUGCAGAUGCGUGACUCACGCUCCCGCGAACGCCUAAACGACUCGCGUGGCCACAGCAGCAACUCCAGACGCAGACACUAA
Diachasma alloeum is the source of this 693-nucleotide messenger RNA. RefSeq lists its product as uncharacterized. The record is from RefSeq and is a predicted model, not a curated record. NCBI's taxonomy places the organism in Eukaryota, Metazoa, Arthropoda, Insecta, Hymenoptera, Braconidae. The transcript has a single exon. The coding region runs from base 1 to 693 and encodes 230 amino acids.